Arabis nemorensis is the source of this 615-nucleotide messenger RNA. Lineage: Eukaryota; Viridiplantae; Streptophyta; Magnoliopsida; Brassicales; Brassicaceae. The record is from the annotation of a GenBank genome assembly.
AUGAUAUCCAAAUUUACACAAGAUGCUGGGAAGAAGGAAUCCGUAGCUAGCAUCAAGAAGAUGUUCUCCGAUGAGGUCGUUGGGGAGCUUCCAACUCGAUUGCUAACGUUCCUUGAGCUGUUGGGCCAGGAGGAAGAACCCUAUGGCGGAAUGUCCUCGCUACAGCUCAUUAUCCGAGAAGCUCUUGCCAGUGAAAAUGCCAAAUCAAAACUGCACGCCUCCCAAGUUGAUGGCUAUCUGUUUUCGCCACGGCUAAACCCUCCUUCAGCUUUUCACUCAUCAUCGUGUGCAUCGAGCUCAACGUCAACGCCCGUCACACUCAAGAUAAAGGUAUGCAUUGUGGCUGGCGAUCAGGUUGGAACAAGAAAAGUUGUUGAGAACAACUGGGAGCCCAAGUGGGGAGAAGAGUUCACUUUCACUUCUGUGAACCUUGGAGCUGAUAUUCUUAAGAUCGAGGUAUACGAUUGCGACAAAGGGGAAGAUCAAUUUGCAGGGAUGGCUCGUAUGUUUUUGGGCCAGCUUAGAUUGGGAACGCGCUCAGUGCCACUGCGCCAUGAUAAACAUGAGAACGCUAUCACAUCCACUUCAUUACUGAUGCGAUUCACGGUAGUAUGA